Sceloporus undulatus (fence lizard) is the source of this 3360-nucleotide messenger RNA. RefSeq names its product leucine rich repeat and Ig domain containing 4 (gene LINGO4). The coding region runs from base 502 to 2304 and encodes 600 amino acids. Gene Ontology annotation, molecular function: protein binding. The record is from RefSeq and is a predicted model, not a curated record. The transcript has 3 exons. NCBI's taxonomy places the organism in Eukaryota, Metazoa, Chordata, Lepidosauria, Squamata, Phrynosomatidae.
UUUGAGCAAGUCACACUCUUUCGGCCUCAGAGGCUGGCAAUGGCAAACCCCCUCCAAACAAGCUUUCCAAGAAAACAACAAUGUUUUAGGAGAUGGAAGAAGCAAGGAAGGAAUUUAAGGUGCCACUGUAAUUCUGUAUCCCUGUCUCAAAUUUGGUUUCAUUUUGCAUCUCUUAAGACGGAGAAACGAUGUGACGGACGGUUCAAGCCCCGGAUUUACUUAAUCCAUCUAAAGCAAAAGAAAGGCGAAAGGAGGAAGAAAGUAGACAUCGCAUGGCUUCCGAUGACGAACUUUUGAGACAAGGGUUGAGCCCUCCUGCAGAUAGGCUUGCCCUUGUUGAGUAAAUACAAAUCACAUUUGCUCUCCGGAGCCCAUCAGUGUGAAUGGCAUCCAUGCAAACACCGAACGGAUGAACUGGACUUGACGGGGGUCUUCAUUUGAAAGUGAGUGCAGUGCUGGUGGCUCUCGAAAACACAACAUCCCUGCAAGAAAGCAAGCAAGAUGGCAGCCAAGCCCCUGCCAGAUUGUCCUUCAUCUUGGAUAUUAUGGCAGGCCCUGCUGUUUCUGAUUUCAACCGCCCUCUUUGUGGGAUUCGGACAGAGCUGCCCUUCUAAGUGUUUCUGCCCUGCCCAGGAUAAGUCUAUCUUCUGCAACAGUCGCAACCUGACAACCGUCCCAGGAAGGAUCCCUCCCGACUCCGAGUUCCUGGACUUGAGUCGCAACUCCCUCCACACUUUGCGGGAGGGCAUGUUCUCCCGCCUCUGGGCCUUGAAGGAGCUGGACCUGAGCCACAACAUGAUCUCCAACAUUGAAGACAGGGCCUUCAACUGCCUGCAGAACUUGAUGACCCUUCGGCUCAAAGGCAACAGGUUGAAUAUGGUCCCGGAUGGCAUCUUCACAGGGCUGCCCAACCUCUCUGUCCUGGACAUUAGCGAAAAUAGGAUCCUUGUUUUCCUGGAUCACUCUUUCAGGGACCUCUCCAACCUCAGGAAGCUGGAGACAGGAGACAACCACUUGGUCUUCAUUUCCAGCCAAGCUUUCAGUGGCCUUCAAAGCCUCCAGCAGCUGACGCUUGAGAAAUGCAACAUCACCAGCGUCCCGACACAAGCGCUCUCCCACCUCCGCCAUCUUGUGGAGCUCCGGCUCAAAGUCUUGAACAUCAGCGUCAUCCCCAACUAUGCCUUCCAAACGCUCCAUCGCCUCAAAGAUUUGGAGAUUCAUCGGUGGCCUUUCUUGACCGCAUUGCAGUCUCAGAGCCUCUCUGGCCUAAACAUCACAUCCUUGGCCAUCACCAGAUGCAACCUCCACGACGUUCCUUACAAAGCCAUCAAGCACUUGGCUCACCUCCGUUUCCUCGAUCUCUCCUACAACCCAAUCUCCGUCAUCCGUGGGAGGAGGCUGGCUGACCUCUCUCGCCUCCACGAAUUCCACCUCACGGGGGGACAACUGGCCACGAUACAGACCCAUGCUUUCCAAGGCCUUGUCCACUUCCGUCUCCUCAACGUUUCCAGCAAUGACUUGCAGACCCUCGAGGAAAAGGUCUUCCACUCCGUGGGGAACCUGGAGGUCCUCAGAUUAGACCAAAACCCCUUGGUUUGUGAUUGCCGUCUCCUCUGGAUUGUUCGGAGGAGGCGGCGGUUGAAUUUCGAGUCCCAACCAGUGUGUUCUACUAACUCAACUGGGAAAGGGAAGACUUUUCAUAAGUUCUCACAGGUCCCCCCAGGCCACUUCAGGUGCAGAAAGCCAACCAUCGAGGACAAGGCUCUUCAGAGAGUGAACGUCGACGAAGGAGGCCAGGCGAAUUUGACUUGCAAAAGUGAUGGAGACCCACCUCCCACUGUUUCGUGGGUCUCCCCUCAAAACAUCACUUUGGACACCAGACACAAAGGCCGGAUGGUAGUCCUUCCUGAUGGCACCUUGAAGAUCCUGUACGCCUUGGCCGAAGACAGCGGAUCGUACCACUGCCUGGCCAACAACGCCGCGGGCAUCGACACCAUGGUGGCCUAUCUCAACGUCUCCAUACUUCUCUUCAACAGCUCUUUACUCGUGAGCAACGCCAGCUUACUUAGAGACACGGGUAACCGUCACCCGUUCCUGGUGGACCUUGGGACCUUGGUGGGCAUCUUGGUUAUUGGGGUGGUGCCCUUUCUGUGCUCGGUCAUGGUUUGCUUUAUCUUCAUCUCUCUCUGGAGUAAGGGCAGAGGGAGUGCCAAGCACCAUGUCAUCGAAUCUGUGCCCCGUUUCCCCCGGGGUUACAAGGCCAUGACCAGCAAAAACAGAACUCCAACCAAAAAACCCAGAUGAGGUACCUGAGAAACAUCUCCCUUAGGAUGGUGUUCCUUGGAUGCCAACUGUUAUGGAACUGAGGGAAGUCUUCAUGGGUCUCAGUUCAAUGGUUAGUCCUCCUAGCUAGAGUAGGCUCCAGUUGGAUCUAUGAAACCAAUGAGUCUAACUCUACGUAAAGAUUGCCUUGCCAAAUUCCUAUUGAUUUAUUGUAGCUGAGACAAACUGUUGAAUCAAUGGGUCUACUUUAGUUAUGGAAUUAGUGUGGCUAACUCUACCUAAGGGCUGACUUGCCAAAUUCCUAUUGAUUUAAGGUAGCUGGUGCAAACUAUUGAUUCAAUGGGUCUACUUUAGUUGAGACUAUGAACUCAGUGGGUCUACUCUACCUAAGAGUUGACUCACUACGUUCCUAUUGAUUUAGUGAUUGUACUUUAAUUGGGACUAACCAUUGAAUCAAUGGGUCUGACUCUACAUAAGAGCCGACCUAUCAGUUCCCAUUGAUUGAACAAGUCAACUAUAGCUGGGACAAACUAUUGAAUCAGUGGGUCUGUUAUAGUCAGGACUAUAGAACCAAGGGGUCUAUUUCUGUGUAAGCACUGACUUUCUAACUACUAAGGCCUUCUGAUGGGGAUGCUUUGAUUGUGAGUUCCUGCAUGGCAAGGGAUUGGACUGAAAGGCCCUUGGGGUCUCUUCCAACUCCUAUGAUCCUAAGUCCCAACAUUACUGGCUCACAAGUGGAAUUUGUAACGCAAAAGUAAUAGCUUCAAAGGCUGGAUGCUGAAUUCCUGAGGAUGCAAGGAACCCGAAAUGGCUAAUAUAUAUGUGUGCAUUCAUGCCUCAGUUAAAGAAGCUCCAUUUAACAAAGUCUUUUAUGCUUCCUCGCCCUUUGCUUCCUUGCCCUCUCUUUAGAUGCAAGUUCUUUUAGCAACUUCAGCUGUGGGAGGAUGGUGAAGGAGGGAUGCAGAAAUAAAAGACUAUGAGUGUCAAGUCAUAGCAGCAUGUCUUUUAAACAAUGUAAUGAAGUUUGGCCAAAAAAACGGAAACCAUAAGAACAGCGGAUGCUGGUGAGAGAAAGAA